CACUGAUGGAUUUCUGAUUCUCAUCGGGUACAAACAAAUUUCCAGAGAAACUUCAUUUCACUGAAAAAAAAAAAAAAAAAAAAAAGAAGAAGAAGAAGCAAACUCAACGAACAGAAGAAUUUUUAUCAAUCUAUCGUAAAAACCAGAGACCAAGAAGAAGAAAAUACAACCACAACAGAGAAGAAAAGAGCUAGAGUUUCGUGACAUAAACGUGAUUCUUGGUUGUUGGUGCUUGUCUGCUGAUUAUUCUGAGAGAAAUCGAAAGAUGGCUAUUCUGGAUCAAGCUCCUAAGAUGGCUUCUCUGCCUCUGAAUUAUUCUCGGAAGAGGAAGUCAAGGAGUAGAAGGGACGGAACAAAGAAUGUAGCAGAGACACUAGCUAAAUGGAAGGAGUACAAUCAGAAACUACAUACCGUUGAUGAAGAAGGGAAGCCAGUGCGUAAAGUUCCUGCUAAAGGUUCAAAGAAAGGGUGUAUGAAAGGUAAAGGAGGACCCGAUAAUUCGCGUUGUAAUUACAGAGGUGUUAGGCAGAGGACGUGGGGUAAAUGGGUUGCUGAGAUUAGGGAACCUAACAGAGGCAGUAGGCUUUGGUUAGGUACAUUUGGUACAGCGAUCGAAGCUGCUUUAGCGUAUGAUGAAGCUGCACGAGCUAUGUAUGGUCCUUGCGCGAGGCUAAAUCUUCCAAACUACCCUUCGUCACGGGAGUCUUCUAGGGAUGAUUCUUCGUGGGCAACUACAUCUACGUCUGAUUCCACUGUUGGUUCAAGUUUCUCCGAGGUUGAUGAAAUGAAAGGUACUGCUCAGACAAAAUGUGAAGACGGAGAUGGUGAAUCGAGGAUUGAUGGUGCAACAACUGCAUUCCAUGAAGCUGGCACACCAUUGAGUUCAGUGAAAGAGGAAGCAAAGGACAUUGUUGAAGCUAAAGAGGAACCGAGAAGUAUUGAUCAAGAUAUGCUCACGUCUGGACGGGAUUAUCUAGACAACUUAAAUUGGGAUGAGAUGUUUGAUGUAGACGAGCUACUGGGCAUGUUAGAUUCUUAUCCGGUUAAUGCUCCAGCUCCAGCUCCAGUUUCUACUGAAGACUUCGGUUCAGUUGGAAAGCAAUAUGCCUAUAACAACAACCUGGUGUCGAAUUCACCAUUUCAGCUGCAGAAUGCGGAGCGUCAGCCACUGGGAGAUACAAAGCAAAUCGAGCAGGAGGCGCAUAUGGCAGUUGAUUAUGGCUUUGAUUUUCUGAAACCAGGCCGGCAGGAAGAUCUCAAUUUCAGUUUGGAUGACCUUGCACUCAUAUCUGAGUUUGGAGUUUGA
Lycium ferocissimum is the source of this 1306-nucleotide messenger RNA. Its product is annotated as dehydration-responsive element-binding protein 2A-like. The coding region runs from base 266 to 1306 and encodes 346 amino acids. Gene Ontology annotation, biological process: response to stress; positive regulation of DNA-templated transcription. Gene Ontology annotation, molecular function: transcription cis-regulatory region binding; DNA-binding transcription factor activity. Gene Ontology annotation, cellular component: nucleus. The record is from RefSeq and is a predicted model, not a curated record. Lineage: Eukaryota; Viridiplantae; Streptophyta; Magnoliopsida; Solanales; Solanaceae. The transcript has 2 exons.